Messenger RNA from Medioppia subpectinata, 3882 nucleotides. The record is from the annotation of a GenBank genome assembly. Lineage: Eukaryota; Metazoa; Arthropoda; Arachnida; Sarcoptiformes; Oppiidae.
UCGCUUCAAACAAACACAAUACCAGAAAAUGGGAUAUUAGGACAAAAUUUGGAGGCAAACGCCAAAUUAGUUUGCAAAGUGAAAGGGUAUCCAAAGGCGAGCAUUAAAUGGGAGAAAGUGGUGGCAAAUGAGUCGAUAGCCAUCGAAGUGGACGGAAGGGUUGUCGUCGAUAACAGUGAAAGCGACGAAUUCUCACAACAAAGUAUUCUCAGUAUCGAUACACUCAAGCGGUCGGACAAUGGGUCCUAUGUUUGCAAAGCAAGCAAUCGUUACAAUACAAGUGAAUCUCAAAUCAAUUUAGUUGUCUUCGAAACGCCUGAAAUACAAUUCGAUAGAAUCGAGUCUUUGAGCCCCCGAUCGGCGGUUGUCUACUGGAGGGUCGCCUAUGAGGGCAACGCACCCGUCGAUAGGAUUGAAAUGCAAUUCAAUAACUAUAGUAUUGUUGACUCCAUUUGGUUGACCAAAGAGGAGAACAUAGGAGUGAAUGGUUCGCAAUCAUUCACUGUCACAGAUCUAACUCCCGGUGCGACCUAUGGUUUCCGAUUGGCGGCAAUCAAUUCAAUGGGUCGAUCGGAUUGGGAGCCAAUGAACAUAACCAUGCAAUCAGAUGUGCCCUCAAAGAUCACUGAAGUCCAUAUUUUUGCCAAAACUAAUGAGACUUUACUGAUUGGGUGGAAGCGCCCGAUGCACGACAACGGCGCCCAAAUCACACAUUACUCCAUGACUUUACGUGAUUCAAGAGAUAUUCUCAUUUCUAAUCAGACUCUGGACGUCAGUUCUGGUGCCGUUCAGACUCGCACCGGCUCUCACUAUAACUUUGAAGUCAAGGCCUGUUCUGUCAUCGGUUGCAGUGAAUGGUCCGACACUUUAGAUGCGGUUACGGCUGACGGACACUCAGAUCCGCCGCGAAAUGUUAGAGUUAAGUGUAUUUAUGAUAACGAGAAGAAUGUAAAUAAUGGUACAGUUCUUUGGGAAUCGCCUGAAAAUCCGAGAGGAGUUGUUGUCGGAUAUAAUGUCACUUUCGAGGCCUUCUCUACCUAUAGGAACGCCAAUAACAAGAAAGUGAUCGAUCAGUUUAAGGAAGCAUUUGAAUUGACGGGCAAUGAAACCAAAUUAAAUUUAAUCCUUAAGCCCAACACUAACUAUUCGGUGAGGGUUUGCACUGUAAACAAGUCUGGAUGUGGACUCUUGUCACACAUAACCACAUCCACUAUGUGUCAGACGUCGGCCACAAUUCCUUUUCAAAUGCCUUCUAAUAUAAAACUAGAAAAAGUGAGAAUUGAUGACAAUUUAGACAAAACUAGUCGUCUUUUGCGAGUUUAUGUGCCGCGAGUGUCGGAGAGGAAUGGAGUCAUACUGUGUUAUAAAGUGAUUAUAAUCCGUCUCCCAAACCAUACCAAUGCGACCAAUGCUUUACCGUCUAAUCCCAAUCAACUCAAUAUAACGACAUACAGUUUGGCCCACAAUUACGUCCACUCUUUGUCCGAAAGUCAAGACUCAAUCGGCGCUUAUGUCGCCGAAGAAUUCAAUUCCGAUAAUUUAGUUAAUAAUGUAGUCAUUGGAGACGGAUAUUCCAAUCAUUGCAAUCCGGAUCAGAUCAACCGAUCGCCCAGAAGAAUGGACUCCCAGAAUGAAUCGGCGCUCUCAUUAUCUUCAGAUACGCUCACAUUUGACGGAACACUCCUUCCAAACACUAAUUACACGGGUUUUGUAGAACUAUUAGUUUUGGGACCAAAUAAUACUCUUAUGACUAAACAAAGCGAUUAUUUUGAUCCAAUCGAGACUUCAUCUCUCAGUUUGAUGGCUCCCAUCAAUGAUAACACAUUUUCUAUAUUCUCAUCGCUGUCUGAAUCGGCGAACGGAAUACUCUUCGGAACAAUUUGCGGACUCUUCUUAGUGUUAGUACUUCUUUCAUCGGUUUUGUGUUUUCUUAAACGAAAAGCGAGCGAAACUUCUGGAUCUGAUGACGAGAGGUUAGGCUUAACAGCACUUAUAAGGCGAACAGUUAAUGGUCAUCGAAACGGACACAUCCCUAAUAAUAUGAACAUUAAUUCAAUUCAUAAAUGGGUUUCAACUCCUAUUCCUAUUCAUAAUCUUCCGGUUAUAUUUCAAGAACGCCACCAAAACAGCGAUUUCUUAUUUCAAGCGGCAGUUUUAAAUUUGAAACCCUUCCCGAAAAAUUUUCCGAUCGCACCACUAAUGCAAGCGAUUCGCCUGAAAACAUGUCCAAAAAUCGAUAUCCAGACAUUAAAAGCUACGAUCAAACUCGGCUACGAUCAAACUCGGGUUAUAUUGAACACAAUUGAAGGCAUCCCUGGAUCUGAUUAUAUAAACGCAGACUUUGUUGAGGGAUAUAAACGACGCAAAGUAUUUAUCUGCGCUCAGGGACCCACUCAGAAAACUGUGAAUGAUUUUUGGCGAAUGAUUUACGAACAGAAAUGCAGAGUAAUUGUUAUGUUGACUGGCAUUGAAGAACAGGGAAGAAUCAAAUGUAGCCAAUACUGGAGUGAAGAACAGCCCAAAGAGAUAUCAAAUAUGUUUAAAGUUUCUGUGAAAAGUAUCCGCAAAUUCUCUGAUUAUAUAAUUCGUCGAUUAAUUCUGGAGAAAGUGGACGGAAGUGAAAGUCACGACAUUUUACACUUUCAUUUUGUGAUGUGGAGAGACUUUCUCGCACCAGAACAGCCCUCUUGGCUCCUCAGGUUCAUUAAGCGCGUGAAUGAACACUACUGUCCAGAUAUGGGACCCAUUGUAGUGCACUGUUCGGCAGGUGUGGGCAGAACCGGCACUUUCAUAGCAAUCGAUUCAUUGAUGACACAAAUCAAUGAGAAUUCGACUCACAUUAAUAUAUUUGAAUGUGUGUCACAUCUGCGACACCAGAGGAACCAUUUGGUCCAAUCUGUCAAACAGUAUAUAUUUGUCUACCGGGCGGUCAUGGAGUACAUCGAGUUUGGAGACACGGAAAUUGAAAUUUGCCACUUAAGGGAUCACUACAGACAGCUUAAGGACAAAAUUGAUGCCAAUAGUAAUGGCAUUAUGGCUGAGUUUGAAAGACUCAAUGAAGUCAUUGAAGAUCAAAAGUCUUGUGUCGUCGGAUCAAUGGAUAUAAAUAAGAAUAAAAAUAGAUAUGACUUUAUUAUUCCAUAUGAUGUAAAUCGAGUCAUAUUAACUCCGUUGCCAUCAAAAGAUAAUUCCUAUUAUAUAAAUGCAUCUUUUGUUCGGGGUUACGACCAUUCGUUGUCUUUUAUUGUGACUCAAGACCCGAUGGAACACACGGUGAAUGAGUUUUGGUGGACAAUAUCGGAGCAAAAUGUGUCCACUCUUGUGAUGUUAGCAGAGCUCGGAGACGGACAGAGCAAAUGUCAUUGUUAUUGGCCGACAGAAGAGUUUGACUGCGAGUUUGUUAGAGUUAAGUUUGUGGCCGAAAAUGUGACUCAAUUUUAUGUUAAAAGGGCUUUCGAUGUGAUCCACAAAAAGACAAAUGAUUGUCAAAGAGUAACACAGUUUCAGUUCCUUUCGUGGAAGAGUGGUGUCGUUCCCGAGUCUACGAUCUCAUUGCAUGAGUUAAUAGAGGCCACUCUGGCCAACAACACUCUGACCACUUCGCCAAUUGUGGUCCACUGUAGCGGUGGUGGCGACCGGUCCUCAGUCUUCGUCGCAUUCGCUUCGCUUAUCCAACAAAUGAAAUGCGAAGAAAGAGUGGAUGUCUUUCAAACUGUGCGAUACAUUCGCUCCCAAAGGCAUUGUAUGCUUCAAACUAUUGCACAGUUUGACUUUCUCUUCCGAAGUCUCAUCGAUUACAUAGAAUCUCAUAAGUUAUGUGAUUCCGGAGACACACACAAUACAUUAAAGGUGUUCGACCUGACAGUCCGUCCCUCACAUCUA